GUCGUCCGAGCUCGUCCGCGCGCGUCGUCUCCGUCGAUCGCGCGCGCGACGCUCGCGGAUCGCGAAUCACGUCUUGCAAUUCUUUCUCCCGCGCCCUCCUCUCUCUUCGAAUCGGCGUUCGGUGAUCGAUCGACGCCGCGAUGCCCUCGAGCGCGAGCGGCAGCGAUGUCGGGUCCAUCGGCCUCCCCGCGAUCGAGGGCGACCUCCCCGAGCCCCCCUCCGCGACCGCGGACGACGUCGACCUCCCCCCCGUCCCGGACAGCGCGUCCGAGAAGUCCGACGACGACGACGGCGCGGCGGGAAGCGUCGGAUCCGAGAAGGCCGACGACGACGCGGACGCGGACGAGCACGUCGUGGACAUGGAGGAGAUGAAGGAGGCCGUCGCCGCCGCGCAGAGAAUCGCGGACUUACGAGCGAAACUGCGCGAGACGAGCGCGGAGGAGCGCGCCGCGCAGAUUGCCGCGCUCGCGCUCGCGAACCAGCGCGCGGAGACGGAAUACGACAAGGCGAUGAGCGAAGAUCUCCCGGAGCUGCACAAGCUCGAUUACGCGGAAGCGGAGGCGCACUGGAAAGCGGAAGCGGUGACGGGGAUCAACGGCGAAUACCUCCCGUUCUGGAAGACGGAGCUCCACGAGCUCGAACACCUCGGCCCGGGCGUCGGGCUGUGGUUUCGAUCCCUCAAAGGCUUCGGGAAGUUUUUCGCGUACUGCACGAUUCCGAUCAUGAUCAUCCUGUGCCAGUACUUAUAUCUGUACUACAACUCCGACAGCGACAUGGACAGGAGCUCCACGGAGAACUUGGCGGAGCUCACCACCGGCGUCGCCGCGGCGACGUCUCAGGACGAGACGAUGUUUGGCAUCAACAUGAAGACCAUCAUGUUUGUCAUCUCGUGUCUGGACUGUCUCGCGAUCCUCGCGUUUGUCAUCUACGCGUGGAGGAUGAAAGCGAAGCAGGACCGGUACGUCCGCGAGAACGACGAGGCGAUCUCGUCGCUGCCGGACUACAGCGUCCAGGCGUGGAACAUUCCGAAGGACACGGAGGAGGCGGACAUAAAGAAACACUUUCAGCAAUAUGGCGUCGUCGCCGACUGCGUCGUCGUGAAGGACAUCGGAAAGGUGAUGGGGCUUCGCCAACGAAGAGCGAAGCUCAUCGAUAAGCUCGUGUCGUUGAAGAUCGACGCCGCGUAUUACACCGCGAAGGGCAAGAGCCGACUGCUGAGGAUUCAGACGAAGAGGAUCACGCGGCAGAAGGAGAUGAUCGAGAAGGUCAACGAGAAGAUCGAGAAGAAGCUCUCGAAGGGGUUCCACAGCGUGUGCGCGUUCAUCACGUACGAGAAGCCCGACGGCCGCGCGGAGGUGUUCACGCGAUUCCGCAAGGGCACGCGCUACUGGGGCAUGAACUGCUGCUACGACCAGUCCCUGAAGUUCCAGGGGUGGAAGCUGGACGUGAAGCGCGCCCCGGAGGCGUCGGAUUUGAAGUGGGAAAACGUCGUCCGCGUCAACAAAAAACGCGACUUCACGAGAAAGUUCAUCGCGAUGUUUUUCAUCUUCAUCCUCCUCCUCGGCUCGAUCGCGGUGACGAUAAUCGGACAAUCCGUCGCGAGCGACGCGGAGCCGUCCGUGCCGUGCGGCACCGUGGAACCGAGCACCGAGACCCCCGCGCCGUUGUUGUCGUGCACCGCCAUCUGGAACCUCAAGGGAGAAAACGCGUUCACCAACGCGACGUCCCAGGCUAUGCUCGCGGUGACGAAGUUCGUGGACAACCUCGACGAUGCUUCCGUGUGCUCUGAUUACAUCAGCGGCGUGGACUGGGCGCAGCCGAUGAACAACUACGCGCCGUACACGUCGUUCCAAAACGCCGCGUUGCCGGCGGCGAACGCGUGGACGGGUGGGCCCAUUCCCGGGUCGAACGCGGACGAGUGCGCGGCGAAGAUUUGCCAGAAGUGCUACUGCCUCGACCAGGUGGACAUGACGAACAUCAAAGAGGUGUUCGAGCAGUUCUUCAGCGGCACGGACAACGACUUCUGCCAGGAUGUCUUCGACAAAGUGAAAAACGAAGCCGCGGUCGCCCUAGGCGUCAUCUUCAUGGUUUCGUUCACAAACUACAUCUUGAUGGAGAGCGCCGGGUGGGCGUCUAAAUUCGAGCGGCACAGCACGGUGUCCCGGACCGAGGCUUCGGAGGCGCUGUACACGUUCUGGGCGCUGUUCAUCAACACCGCGUUCGUCCCUAUUCUCAUCUACGCCAAGAUCACGGCCCUGAAAGGUUUACCGUUUGUGUUCCAAGGCUCAUACGACGACAUGAACGCGGAUUGGUACAACACCGUGAUGGUCUCUAUUCUGUCCACGGCGAUCAUCAACGCGAUCAUGUUCCCGCUCGCGAGGGUGUUCAACAAGCUCGGCAAGGGCCUGUGGAGAAAGAUGACCCGGUGCUGCGCGCACUCGCAGAAGACGCUCAACGAGAUGUACGUCCCCGACGUCUUCAAGCUCGCGGAGCGUUACGGCCAGGCGAUGUGCGUGCUAUACUACUGCGUCAUCUUCUUGAGCGCGUGCCCGCUGCUGUUCCCCAUCGGCGCGAUCACGUUCCUGUGGAUGUACGCGGUGGACAAGUUCCUCUUGUUGAAGUACUACGCGAUGCCGCCGGCGUACGACCACGCUUUGAACGACAUGAUGCUUCGAUACGCGCCCUACGCGGCGUGGUUCCACUUGGCCAUCGCCAUCUGGGUGUUCGGGUACUACCAGAUCCCUUCGUACGAGAUCGGCGGGUACGGGAGCUCGUACGGCGCGGACUCCACGGCCACGGACGGAGACUACGACUCCGCGCCGGAUCAGCUCGAUUUCGUCGCGCGCAUCGUCCGCGCGAACGCGUUCGUGCCGUUCGUGCUGUUCGUGCUCCUCACCGCGACGCUGUUCCUCUCGAAAAUUUUAAGAAUUUUCGUCGUCACGCCGAUCAAGAAGCUGUGCUGCGGCCACGAGGAGGAGCAGGUCGAGGACGUCCCGGACUUCAGCGAGCUGAUCAUGCCCGGGGACCCGCGGUUCGACAAGCCGUUAGAAGAAGGCGCGAAGAUGACGUCGAAACUGAGCGGGCUGAAGUCGUACCGUCUGGAGGACAACCCGGAUUACCAGGCGUUGUUCCCGGAGAGCGUGCUCACGGGGGAGACGAUUCAGCUCGAGUUCGAGGAGCCCCCGGAGGAGACGCCACCGGAGGAUCAGGUGAUGACGAUCUCGCCGCACCCGUUGGGACGGUCGGCGACGAUGAAGGAGCCGAAACGGAAGAGGAAGAAGGGGGACCCGCACGCGAAGAAGGAUCACUUCUUGGAUCGUUCCGCGUCGACGAGGGUGUGAUCGAAACGGCGACGCGACGCCAUGACUACGGUAACAAGAAGUCAACCGUUUACUACAGUAGACCAGCCAGACAAAAGUUAACGAGAAGUUAACCGUUUUCUGUUUAAUCGUAACGUUAUACGUUGUUUACUC
Molecule: messenger RNA, 3473 nt
Organism: Micromonas pusilla CCMP1545
Lineage: Eukaryota; Viridiplantae; Chlorophyta; Mamiellophyceae; Mamiellales; Mamiellaceae
Exons: 1
Coding region: 141-3341 (1066 amino acids)
Cellular component (GO): plasma membrane
Molecular function (GO): nucleic acid binding; calcium-activated cation channel activity
Source: RefSeq, a predicted model, not a curated record